AUGGCUUUGGCAAUCCUUGUGAUUGUUGGGAUGAUAAAUUUUGGCGACAGUAUACUACCUGGCGAGUGCAAAGGUGACUUAUAUGCUUUCUCAGACCUAUGCCACGAGUCGAUUGUAAAGGCAGGGCCAAAGGUCAAGCCAUCUCAUGCAUGUUGUGAUAUUGUCAAAACGUUCGAUAUGCCAUGCAUGUGCAAGAAACUCUCUAGUCAUGACGAGACGAUCGUUGCAGCGGCCAAAAUUGUCUAUGUUGCGGAUUCGUGUGGCCACGCCCUUAGCCAUGGGACCAAAUGUGGAAGUUACUCAGUUCCAUGA
This is a messenger RNA of Cornus florida, 312 nucleotides long. RefSeq lists its product as uncharacterized. The record is from RefSeq and is a predicted model, not a curated record. NCBI's taxonomy places the organism in Eukaryota, Viridiplantae, Streptophyta, Magnoliopsida, Cornales, Cornaceae. The coding region runs from base 1 to 312 and encodes 103 amino acids. The transcript has 2 exons.